CGGAGCUGUGGGCCGCUUGUGGCGGCGCGGCGGCUAGGACGGCGGUCCAGGAUGCCCGCCCAGCAGGUCCAGCAAGGCCCACAGAGCGGGAAGCUGGCUGAAGAUGGAACCCCCCUAUCAUGAGAGUGAUGUAGUUGUGGAGAGAUACCUGGCAGCGUUGGAGGAGUCUGUGCCCCAUGUCCAGCUUGCCUGCAGCACACAGUACUGUGCCUUCCCUUGGCAUGGGAGCCAGCUCUGUGUGUGGGACCCCAGGGGUCCCCCGUACCAGCAUUUAUUCCUACAAGGACACCAUUAUCCCAUCACUGCCAUAACUUUCGGAAAUAAACCGGACCCACCUUUAAUCUGUUCUGCAUCACAGGAUUAUGUUAUAAUGUGGAACCUGGAUGAAUGCAGAAAGAAGAUUCUUCAAGGGCUGACUCCUCAAGGGGCUGUUGUUGGCACCCUUCUGGGAAGAGUACUGUGUGUGAGGUUUGGCCCUGGUGACCGCUCUGUUGCAGUGUGUGCUGGAAAGAAAGUCUUCAUGCUGGACGUGGAGGUAAGAUUACCAUGUGUGAGAGCCAUGGAGCCAUGCUGGUGGGGCAGCUGGUGCUGAGCUCCACCUGCCUUUGUUUCUGCUUUCACUUGUAAACCCUUGCAGACGCGGUCUGUGCGGGUGGUACUGCAGGGCCACGGUGGCCCAGUGACAGCAGUGGCGUUCUGUCCCUGGCAAGCAGAAGUGCUCAUCUCAGUGUCUGAAGACAGGAGCUUUAAGGUCUGGGACCAUUGUAUGGGAUCAUUAAUAUACAGUUCAUCCAUUUUAACAGCGUACCCCCUCCUAAGUCUUCUCAUCCAUGGGGAAAGCAGGCAGCUUGUCACCGGGUGUGCUGAUGGCCAGCUUCAGAUCUUCAGUUUGAUUGAAGGAUAUCAUUAUCGCCGUGUGGCAUGUGUACACUUAAAGAAGAAAAGUAAGACCUUCUCCACCAGAAGGGGAAAGCCUGGACCACACAGACUGCCAGGAGGGGGUUGGCAGCUGCGUGGAAAGGAGGCGGGCACAGAAGAGGCUGAAGCAGCACUGCCGGUCCUCACUCUUGCUCACUGUGCACUUCCGCAUGCUCUGGCAGCAGAGCCUGGCACAUUCAUCUCUGGCAGCGCUGAGUGUGUGUGGAUCGGAAGCCCGGUUGGCUUAUUUGUGUUUAACUUGGCAAACUUGGAAUUAGAGGCUGACUUACGCUUCAAGGAUUUUCGGGGCCUGAGCAUCCGGGUUGCGGGGUCCUGUGCGGUGGUGAGCGACGGAGUCGGUGACAAGGCAUUUUGUGUACUCACGUCCAUGUUUGGGAGUCAGGCUGCGGUGUUGGAAAUCAGCCUGUCCAUGCUGCUGCGCUCCCAGCAGUGUCUCUGGGAGGGGCCAUUGCUGUCCGUGCUGCCCAGCUCCUGUGUCCUACCCACUUCUCCACUACAUUUUGGAAUUUCUAAGGAAAAAAGUCUCAAGCCUGCUAAUCAAAAACGACCUGCAAAGCAGAGAGUUGUGCAGGACCAGCCCCUGGUUUUCCACACUAAAGUCAGGUCGUCUGGAUACGCAUCGGCACCCUGUGUAACCAUGUUUUCACCAAAGACUAACAUCAAGCACGGUGGCAGAAAGUCUUCAGCAUGCAAGAACAAUUACAAAAGGGAGGACUACCCUCUGGAGAGCAGUAUGCCACACAGACUCAGCAGGCAGGUCGCUGUGGCCCCGGAGCCGGUUGCUGUGAGCUGGAUCCAGUACUCCGGAGACGGACAGCAGUUGGCCUGUGCCUUAGCCAAUCAUCUUUCCCUGCUCUUUGACGCCAGUCUUACAGGAACCCCAGCUGCUCUGUCAGGUCACGAUGGAGCCGUGAACAGGGUCUGCUGGAGCCAGGACGGGAGGUGGCUACUCUCCACAGCCCAGGACCGGACCUUGAGGGUGUGGUCGACCCGCAGGGCGGAGCUUGUGCUGCUCUUGGGCAGAGACACAUUUCCCAAGCCAGUCCAGUCUGCGCAGUUUUACUACAUGGACACGUUCAUGCUGUUAGCGUCUGGCCCUGAGCUCCGGCUCCUGAAGGUUCACCUCGAUCCUCACAGAGAUGAGAUGAAAAGGUAUAAGCCAAAGAGCUGGUGCCAGGCCGUGCAUUGCUGCUCCACGGCAGGCUCGGCAGAUGUGACCAGCUUGUCAGCAGUGAAUGACUUCUACUCCUACUUGGUCCUGGCAGCCGGCAGAGACAGAACUUUGGAAGUUUUUGACCUCAACGUGGGCUGCAGUGCUGCAGUGAUCACAGAAGUUCACUCCCGGCCCGUCUACCAAAUUUGUCAAAACAAAGGCUCGUCAUUUACCACGCAGCAGCCCCAGGCAUACAAUCUUUUCCUGACCACGGCCAUCGGUGACCCCAUCAGACUGUGGGACUUGCGGACCCUGAGGUGUGAGCGCUGCUUUGAAGGAUGCCCAAAUGGAGGCUUCCCCUGCGGCAUGGCUUUCAGUCCCUGCGGACGGUUUGUGGCCUGUGGCGCGGAGGACAGACACGCUUACAUGUAUGAAAUGGGCAUAAGCACCUUUUCCUACCGGCUGCCAGGACACUCGGGAACUGUCACCGCGGUGGCCUUCAACCCUGCAGCCCUUCAGCUGGCCACGGCCACCUUGGAUGGAAAGCUUCAGCUUUUUCUGGCUCAGUGACGGCUGGCCAGUCAGUGCCAGAUGUGAGAAGACAUCUCGAGAGUGAGAGUGCCUUCCAGCCUCUCUGCAGGCCUCUGCCUCCUGCACCCUCCUCAGUGAGCUUUCCUGGGCCUCAGGAUCUUCGUUGGGAAGUGGAACUGGCACCAGGCCCUCCGCACAGAUGUAUGCUG
Messenger RNA from Dipodomys ordii (Ord's kangaroo rat), 2832 nucleotides. RefSeq names its product WD repeat domain 27 (gene Wdr27). The record is from RefSeq and is a predicted model, not a curated record. The transcript is spliced from 26 exons. Gene Ontology annotation, molecular function: protein binding. NCBI's taxonomy places the organism in Eukaryota, Metazoa, Chordata, Mammalia, Rodentia, Heteromyidae.